GCACCAGUGACAAACAUAGCAGGCACCGUGUAACGGCGAGGAUAGGUUACGGAGAAGCUGUCUGGAUUUACUGGAACCGGUCACAAAGACCCGCAGCAGGAUGAACACUGCAGCUGUGUAUCCCCCUCCCUCCGCCCCCCCAGCCGACAUGUUCGGCAACGUGCCCGGCUAUGAAGGCACCUUAGCAGGCGGAGGAGGUUACCUGCCCCCUCCUAUGCCUUUGGAGCCUGUUGCCCCGCCCCAACCUGGCCCUGAACCUACCGACUGGAGCAUUCCUUCUCUGUCAGAGGAGGUGGCUCGUGAGGCGUUCAAGAGCUUUGUGUCCUCUCACUGCUGCUACAGCAAAGGUCCUGUGAAUGAUGGAGUCAUCACUGGCAUGGAGCCGUUCAACACUUACAGGUACCGACUGGAGACGUUCACUGAGUCCAGGUCAACCGAGUGGGCCCACAAACCUCAUGAAGGUGAGCCAGCUGACUUCUACACCCAGACUGCCCCUCGACCCUGGGAGAUCCAGGCCAAGGCUCCCAGCCUCUUCACCAAUCACACGGAGGAGAUCCGCGUGCCCUUCACCUCCUCCAUCAAGGAGUGCCACACCUGCCAUGCCUCCGGGAAGAUGCUUUGUAAAGAGUGCAAUGGAAAUGGAUUUAAACCCUGUUGGGUGUGUAACGGCUCCGGGUCAAAGAGUGAGGAAAACUGCUCUCACUGUGAUGGUACAGGCAAAGACAGGUGUACAGAGUGUGAUUCACAGGGAGGGAAGGAGUGCGAAACCUGUGAAGGUAAACGACAACUGCUGACCUACAUCCAGCUCAAAGUGGAGUGGAAAAAUAAUCUGGAGGACCACGUGGUGCAGCAGAACUCCGGUCUGAACAUUGAAGAUCUUCGCUCAGUGACCGGGAAGGAGCUGUUCAAGAACAACCAGUACCUGCUCUACCCUCUGCUCGGGUUUCCAAACCCGGCCAUGGCUGAGGCCUCUGACCGUCUGAUCAAAGACCACCAGGGCAAGUACGCACAGACCUCCAGGAUCCUGCAGCAGAGGCAGACGGUCGAGUUGAUUCCCAUCAAUAAGGUGAACUACAAGUGGAAAGGAGACACUCACGUCUUCUUCGUUUACGGCAACGAGAACCAAGUCAGCGCCGACAAUUAUCCUGCAACAUGCUGCUGUGUCAUCCAGUAGACACACAUGUACACACUCUUACACACAGUUACUCUCAGCUUUGCUUCCUUUUGUUUUACCGUCCUUCUUUUAUUCAGACCAUUUAAAUCUCAGAUCUGUUCCUCAGUUAAGAGCUUGUGUUACUCGGACACUGAUCGCCCCAGAGCAAGCUCAGUAGCUUAACCUUAGAUGCAACAAUUACACAAAGAUUAAAUAAUUUCUAUUAUCUUGUUCGUUACUCUCCUUCAGGUCUCCUAAUGAGGGGAAAAAUUGAGUAUCCUUCAUAGGAGCAAGUCAACUUUAUGGAAAGUCAACAAGAUGCUUCAUAAGAAAAAGAGACUGUCCUGCCGUGUCUGUUCUCAGAGUCCAUCCUAGUCUGUUUUAGGACGCCUGUCUGAUGUCAUGACCCCACUUACCAAAGAUACUUUGUUACAGAUCACUUCCACUGAACAGUUUUAAAACAACCUGUACCAGUAUGUGCCAAGGGACAUCCUCAGGCUUACAUGGAAACCUCAAACGUCCUGAUAUCACUGUUUCAUAAAUGUGCAGUCCACGUUAAACUAAUAAUGAGUCAGUAAACCUGCGGAAGCCUGAAGAGAUGAAAAUGCUGGAUUAUUUUAUGCUGAGAUUAGAGAUAGAGAAAUGUUUACUUUAUUGUCACUUCAUGUUAAAUAUGCAAUGAAAUCCAAUUUGGCAGCAGUCCACGAAAAGCCUUUCUGUGGGUGUAAACAGCAGUUCAGCUAGUUCCUACCUGUGUUCUUCCAUCCGUGGUUAUAUCAAAGUGAAAACACAUUAUUGUUUACAAGCUGGAAAUAAGUGUCAUAACUCAGGAACAAGAGUCUUUAGUUUUUCUGUCCGCCUGGUAACACUCUCUACGUUUACUGAGCUAGCUUUGUUUUCUAACUCCUUGCUAACAGCAACAAUGCCCUUAUUUGGGAAAAACUUGUACGUUUUCAUCUUCAAAAAUAACCUGUUAUAAAAAAUCUCCUCCUGUACAGUGUGUGCCGAUAGAGAAAUGAGCUACUCAGACCUAAACUAAUUUUUUGACCCAGGCUGUAAACAUGUCUAUUUCUGCUGUAAAGAUCAGUUUUCUUGAAUGAGUGUGAAUGUGGUUUCUGGUACUUCCGGAGCCAGCCUCAAGUGGACACUCAAGGAACUGCAGUUUUUAACACUUCCGCAUUGGCUUCAAUUCUCACAACCGAAGAUUGCCACUUGAUCAUAGCAUGCUUUGAGCAGCAACUUGGAAAACACGAUGACAGGAGGAGGAUGGUGAUUGCACGAGCAGUGCAUGUCUGUAAUGAAGCUUUAGCUAGUAUAGCGCCAUCUUCUGGAUGAAAUACAGCAACACAUUAAGAUACCUCUCCCUCCAGUGUUUUAGCUGCACUGGUCUAUCGGACGGAGCUCACUUUUUAGAUUAAAAAAUAAGAUUGAAAGUCUGACACGCCAACUUUUAUGUUAACUAAACGUCAUCUGCCGCCAUUUUUAGGCCGUUGAGAUCUUUGGGUGCAUUGUCAUUGUUUUAUCUGAUUUACUGCCAUUAGUUGAUUUAUUUUUUAACAGUGUUCUGAAUGUCUUACUUACCAUCCGGUUAAACUAAAACUGUAACCAUGAUAGCCUUAACUUUUUAUUGCAGCAUUACAGCAUGACUUACAGAUACUUUCUUUACUCACAAACAGGCCUUGUUCGAUAAUCUACCUGAUGUUAGUCACAAAAUGACGACAAAGUUACCUCACCACAGCGUGUUUUAUUGUUAUUCAAAGGAAGUCACAUCUCAUCAUCAUUGCAGUAUUUUCAUUGUAUUUCCAAGUAUUUCCCCUUUAAAAUGUUUAAAAGACACAACACACUUGUUUUUUUUACUGAACUUGGAUUAAAAGUUAUUCAGUUCUGCUGAUUCAGCGAACAGUUCACUUCAGGACAAAAAUCCUGUUCCUUUAAACAUCCCUGCUGCAGUACAGCGGGUCUCCUGUAGAGGGUGCUCUAUGUUUAAUAGAGAUGUUAGCUGCCCGCUGCCUUCAGUGUGACCAGUCUGUGACAGGACAAAGCCACUUCAGGUGUUUUACUCUUCAUGUAUCACUGCAUAUACAAACAUAUGUAUACUUUUUAAAGUUUGUUUAUUCCCUUUAUAUGCUGCGUUCCUCCCUCCCUGCUGUUCAGAGAGGAAUAUGUAAUAAUCAGCUGCUUCAAAAGUCAUAUUCAGUAUUCAUGUUUGUUACAGUCUAUAUUCUAGUUUGACUAUUUUAUCUUUACACUUUCAAACGAUUUGCUUUUAAUUCUUCCGCCAAAUAUUUCUUUAAAAUACAAAAACAUAAACAAAUUGAGAAUAAUUGACAUUUAAUAUCUAAAACUGAAGCGAUGCUGCUUGAACCUGAUGCACCUUUUGCUGAGUAGAAUAUUUGUAAUGUGAAUUCUGAAAUAAUCUGACUAACCAGCAUCUCUGCCACUAACCUGAUGGACUAAACAGUGUUAUGACUCUGUUACUGUAACUCUGUUGGUAAAAAAUAAACUGCAAAUAAACUCUGAGCCCAUCUCA
Messenger RNA from Notolabrus celidotus (New Zealand spotty), 3683 nucleotides. RefSeq names its product protein SSUH2 homolog. Lineage: Eukaryota; Metazoa; Chordata; Actinopteri; Labriformes; Labridae. The record is from RefSeq and is a predicted model, not a curated record. The coding region runs from base 101 to 1174 and encodes 357 amino acids. The transcript has 13 exons.